Molecule: messenger RNA, 969 nt
Organism: Paramacrobiotus metropolitanus
Lineage: Eukaryota; Metazoa; Tardigrada; Eutardigrada; Parachela; Macrobiotidae
Product: chymotrypsin B-like
Exons: 6
Coding region: 1-969 (322 amino acids)
Biological process (GO): proteolysis
Molecular function (GO): serine-type endopeptidase activity
Source: RefSeq, a predicted model, not a curated record
AUGGAUUCCGCCCUCAAUGACGAGGACGUCAGAGACGACUCAGCGGAGCUCACUACGGCAGUUUCCGUUGCGGGGCGCAAUACAUAUGCAGACGGCACAGUUGUCCCAGAAGACGAGCUCCAGUUUAUGGUCAGCUUACGCCGCAACGGUCAGCACGUGUGUGGUGGAUCGUUACUGCCGGAUCUCCGGUCUGUCAUCACCACCGCUCACUGCGUCCAUGAUGCUCAUGGGAAUCGCGUUCCUGUGGAGCACCUCAGCGUCGCCGUGGGAAUUCGUCAGCGCACCCACAUCCUACGCUCUCACAUUUUUGCCGUACACCAGGUCGUGGUGCAUCCCAGUUACGACAAACUGCGCAUCGGGAACGAUAUCGCCGUUCUACGCUUAACCGGCAGCGCCGCCGGCAUUGAUAACGUGGCCGGCGUAAGACUGUCCUCUGUUGGCGUAGAACCACCCGUCGAUGCGCCGCUACUGACGGCCGGCUGGGGACGCACGGAGCAAAGACCGUUCGCAUCUUCGUCCAAAGUGUUGCUCCAAACCACGCUUCGGAUGAUGGAUCGCGAAAAGUGUCGGCGAACUCUCGGUUUGAAUACGAUUCCGAAAAGUCAGAUCUGUGCCGCGAGCUCGACAUCCGCAACGUGCGAGGGCGACGGUGGCGGUCUAUUGGUUGACCGGCGGAACGGAGCGGAUUAUUUGGUUGGCUUAAUCAGCUAUGGCGCUUCCGGAUGUCAGCGGGGCAUGCCGACCGUCUUUACUAAGGUUAGCCACUACGCCGACUGGAUCGAGCACGUCAGUAACGGCCAUACUGAGGACCAAGCUACCGCUACCGCGGGUAAUGGAUUCCCGUUUUUCGUCGUUCUACGCCACAAUGGUGUGCAUGUAUGCGGUGGAUCAUUGUUGCCGGAUCUCCAGUCCGUCAUCACCACCGCGCACUGCGUCCAUGAUAAACAGUACGUGAGCUACAAUUUCUAA